Coregonus clupeaformis (lake whitefish) is the source of this 2623-nucleotide messenger RNA. It is a transcript of the gene puf60a, whose product is annotated as poly-U binding splicing factor a. The transcript is spliced from 12 exons. Gene Ontology annotation, biological process: mRNA splice site recognition; regulation of alternative mRNA splicing, via spliceosome; alternative mRNA splicing, via spliceosome. The coding region runs from base 131 to 1681 and encodes 516 amino acids. The record is from RefSeq and is a predicted model, not a curated record. Gene Ontology annotation, molecular function: RNA binding. NCBI's taxonomy places the organism in Eukaryota, Metazoa, Chordata, Actinopteri, Salmoniformes, Salmonidae. Gene Ontology annotation, cellular component: catalytic step 2 spliceosome; precatalytic spliceosome.
CCUGUGCUGAAAGGUGUGCUUCAUGGCGGUGGCAGUUUCUGCGGACCUGUAGAAGACCGCCAGCUACAUUUUGGAUUGUUGCAUUUUGUUUCAAGGGGGUCACCAACGCGGAAAGGGAGGCGAGGCUCUGAUGAUGGAGAAUGGACAGAGCUCCGCCUCAAAGCUCGGCCUGCCGCCUCUCACCCCUGAGCAGCAGGAGGCACUGCAGAAGGCGAAGAAGUAUGCCAUGGAGCAGAGCAUUAAGAGUGUGCUGGUCAAACAGACCCUGGCCCAUCAACAACAGCAGCUCACCAACUUACAGAUGGCAUCGUUGACAAUGGGCUUUGGAGAUCCCCUCUCACCUUUACAAUCGGUAGCGGCUCAGAGACAGCGAGCAUUAGCCAUCAUGUGCCGAGUGUACGUGGGCUCCAUUUACUACGAGCUGGGAGAGGACACUGUCCGGCAGGCCUUUGCCCCGUUCGGCCCCAUCAAGAGCAUCGACAUGUCCUGGGACUCUGUUACUAUGAAACACAAGGGUUUUGCGUUUGUGGAGUAUGAGGUGCCUGAGGCAGCCCAGCUAUCCCUUGAGCAGAUGAACUCUGUUAUGCUGGGAGGGAGAAACAUUAAGGUGGGACGACCGAGCAACAUCGGACAGGCCCAGCCGAUCAUUGACCAGCUGGCAGAAGAGGCGCGUGCCUUCAAUCGAAUCUACGUGGCAUCUGUGCACCCCGACCUCUCGGACGAGGACAUCAAGAGUGUGUUUGAGGCGUUCGGCCGGAUCAAGUCAUGCACUCUGGCGAGAGACCCCACCACGGGGAAACACAAGAGCUACGGCUUUAUUGAGUAUGACAAGGCUCAGUCCUCCCAGGAUGCAGUUUCCUCCAUGAAUCUCUUUGACCUAGGGGGUCAAUACUUGCGUGUGGGCAAAGCGGUCACCCCCCCCAUGCCCCUGCUCACUCCGACCACACCUGGCGGACUCCCCCCUGCUGCAGCUGUGGCGGCUGCAGCUGCCACAGCCAAAAUCACUGCUCAGGAGACGGUCGGGUCAUCGGUGCUGGGAGCGCUGGCUGGGCCCGCCCUCCUCUCUCAACAGUUGGGUGGCCUGCCCCAAGCCGUCAUGGCAGCUCAGGCCCCGGGGAUCAUCACAGGGGUAACCCCAGUGCGGCCCGCUUUGCCCGUGUUACCUCAGGUGGGCCUGGUCAACCCAGUGCUGGCCUCACCACCGGUGCUGGUCACCUCUCUAGUGGCAGCUCAGGAGGCCAAGAAGAAGGAAGUGGAGGAGGAGGAGGAGGCCUUGCAGGAUGGGACGGGCCAGGAGCCGCUGAGUGAGCAGGAGAACAUGAGCAUCUCCGGGAGCAGCGCCAGACACAUGGUCAUGCAGAAGUUGCUCCGCAAACAAGAGUCGACGGUGAUGGUGCUGCGGAACAUGGUAGGCCCAGAGGACAUCGACGAUGACCUGGAGGGUGAGGUGACUGAGGAGUGCGGCAAGUUUGGCGCGGUCAACCGUGUCAUCAUCUACCAGGAAAAGCAGGGCGAGGAGGAUGAUGCAGAGGUAAUUGUCAAGAUCUUUGUGGAGUUCUCCAUGGCGGCGGAGAUGAACAAGGCCAUCCAGGCACUCAAUAAUCGCUGGUUUGGAGGUCGCAAGGUCAUUGCCGAGGUAUAUGACCAGGAGCGCUUUGACAACAGCGACCUAUCUGCAUAAGACGUUCUGACCUUUCUGAAAGCUCUCUACUACUACCACCACAACCUCUGGUGUCUCUCUCUCCCUCACACACACAUACACACACUUACAUACACAAAGCUGCCACGCACCACUGUAGGCGAUGCUGGCCUCUUUUUAACCUGUAAUUUUUUUUUAUCAAUGUUGAUAUUAAUAUUAUUAAUACUCCUGUUUGGGGGGACAGACAAAGCAAGGAGACGCUCAUGGAUUUUUGUUUAAUUAUUAUUGUGGCCUACUGUGAAGGGCUGGGUAUUUGUUUUUGUAUUGUUUUCAGUUUCAUUCUCAUCCUUUCCCUGAUUUUAGUUUUAUUUCGGUUACACCUUUUUUGAUUAAGUCAAUUCUACAAAGGAUCUCUUGUUAUAUAGCUCUUGGUAUCAAUUGCCCAAAACAAUAAAUUCCUCAUGAAUAAAGUGGUUUGAUAUUUUGAUUAUUGAUAUUAAUCCAGAAAGAAACUACAGGGAGCAGGGGCCAAUUAGACCAGUUGGGUCCAAAAAAAAGUUGGUCUUAAAUGCUAGGUCGGGCGUAGCUGUGUCCGACUUUGUGAUCAGAAUCUAGACCUGUUGCACCAACCCAAAAUAAGACUAGUCGUAGCUAAGUCCAGCGUAAGCAAUUUGUGUUCAUGAGAUUUUAUACUUUGUAAUGAUGGUUGCUAGUCAGCGCCCAUUACUAAGCUGUUGCCAUCCUUGUGGUAGUUCUAAACUUUGAUGUCACUUUGUACAUCACUUCGCAAAGCUCACCACUAUGCAUGCACGUUUUCUUAACCAAAAUUUGAUGGAUCCAUAAAGAAUUACUGUGGGAAUAAAUAUCACUGAAUGACGAAAAUAUUGCAGUAAGAGGCUAAUGCAAUUGAAGGCAUGUAUCAAAUUGUUGCUUACUGAAAUGUACAGUCAUCCAUUCGUUAUAAUAAAUGUAGCUAAACCAAUA